This is a messenger RNA of Poecilia reticulata (guppy), 1459 nucleotides long. Its product is annotated as thiosulfate:glutathione sulfurtransferase. The record is from RefSeq and is a predicted model, not a curated record. Lineage: Eukaryota; Metazoa; Chordata; Actinopteri; Cyprinodontiformes; Poeciliidae.
AACAAAGAAGAAGAAGAAGAAAUAUUUCCAAAGAAGAAGAGCUUGUUUACAAUAAUGCUUCGUUCAGUAACUAUUUAGGGGAUGAUCGUGUUGCACAGCAGUCUGUACAGCGUUCUUGCUCUCACCAUGUUGUCCCUCCUGUUGUCGCGAGGUUUCUGUCAGGCUGUCACUGAAGUCAACCGAAGGUCUUACCCGACUGUAGCUUCAUUUAUCCGGACUUUCACGACCCCCAGCACAUCAUGCGGAGGAACAUACGACGAUGAAGCGUCACUGGUGACCCCCUCUCAGCUGAAGGCCAUGCUGUCAAACCGUAGCGUUCAGCUUUUCGAUGUGAGGAAUCCAGAUGAAUACCAGGAUGGCCACAUUCCUCAAGCUAUCAACCUCCCAUUGAAUAUCGUGGAGGAGUCUCUGAAGCUGCCUCCUGAGAGCUUUAAGCAGAAGUUUGAAGUGAAGGCUCCUGGAAAAGAUGACGAUAAUAUAGUGUUUAAUUGCAGAACCGGCGUUAGGAGUGGCGAGGCCCUGGGCAUUGCCCGUCAGAUGGGAUUUCACAGAGCAAGACACCUGAAAGGAGGGUACGUUGCAUGGGUCGAGCAAGAAGGAAAUUGAAAUCAUACUAAAAUCUACUUCCUGUGAGAUUAGGGUUUUGAAAUGUAGAAAAUCAUUAAACAGAAUGUCAUCACUGUUCACUUUGGCAGCAGUGUUUAGGCUGUUGAAAGUUAGCUUUACAUACUUCUUAUUUUAAAGUUACUGAAUUUGAUUAAAAUACGCAUUAAACUUGAGUAAAUACAGCAAGUGUCCUUUUUAUUCGAAAUAAAAUCAUUGGAGGUGUGUUAAAUUUGAACAAGUUUCAUGUUAAUAAAAGGUUUUAAAAAAAAUGUCUCUUUCUAGAUUUUUGCUUUGAGGGAAUCUUACAGGAGUUUAUUGUAAGCAUGUUCUGUUUCAGCUGUUUUGUCUUACCAUGCCGAACCUAUGUAGGAAAAUCAUGUUUUGAAGUGCAAGUUUGAUCUGUUGAUAUCUUCCGUGCCUAUUGCAGUGAAAAAAUUCAGGGCUGUCCAAAGUUCAAUACACAAAUGAUUUGAUAGCCACAGCAUAAUGGACGUUGACCUUUCAGCCCUCAGUGGCAGUGCAUUAGAAAUCAUUUCAUUUUAGAUCAGCCACGUUGGAUCAGGGGUACUUCAGAAAACCACUGUCAAUCAUCAUAUUUCAGCACAAAGUCCUGGAAAUGUCACUUGAAACUGGAUCAAACAAGAACAAAUCCAUACAUCAUCUCAAGUGGAAAGGCAUAAGUGCUCUACAGGUGGACAGAAAGAGUCUAUAUGUGAUUGAUGGUCAAAUGAGUCAAAAUUUCAUUGUGUCAGUAAUGCUAAAGGAACAUUGGAACACUUUUAGAUAAAGUUCAUAGGCUAACCUGGAUGAUGAUAAGCAGGCGUGUUGUACAUAAAUGUCUUGCUAAAAAAAA